This is a messenger RNA of Erinaceus europaeus (western European hedgehog), 5363 nucleotides long. RefSeq names its product collagen type XVII alpha 1 chain (gene COL17A1). NCBI's taxonomy places the organism in Eukaryota, Metazoa, Chordata, Mammalia, Eulipotyphla, Erinaceidae. The record is from RefSeq and is a predicted model, not a curated record. The transcript has 56 exons. The coding region runs from base 393 to 4565 and encodes 1390 amino acids.
ACGGAAGUCACGGAGAGACAGGGAAGUAGAAGUGAUGACCAAGGCCGAAGCAGAAACUGAAACUCACUAUGGUGGUGGUGGUGGGAGGGCAGUCUCACUGACCUGACUGCUCAUUAAGGAGGGAGAAGUUAACUGAGAAAGUUAUCACGGAAACAGUCACCACAAGACUCACCUCUUUACCACCAAAAGGAGGGACCAGCAAUGGCUAUGCUAAAACAGGGUCUCUCAGUAGUGGAAGUCGGCUGGAGAAGCAGAGCCUACUACAUGGCAGCAGCGGCUACAUAAACUCAACUGGGAGUACACGGGGACAUGCCUCCACCUCCAGUUACAGGAGAGCUCAUUCACCUGCCUCCACACUGCCCAACUCACCAGGCUCAACCUUUGAAAGGAAGAUGCAUGUCACUCGCCAUGGAACCUACGAAGGGAGCUCCAGUGGCAACUCUUCUCCAGAGUAUCCUCGAAAGGAAUUUGCAUCCUCUUCAACCAGAGGGCGGAGCCAAACCCGAGAGAGCGAAAUUCGAGUUCGACUGCAGAGUGCAUCCCCAUCUACCCGAUGGACAGAACUAGAUGAUGUGAAGCGCCUGCUGAAGGGGAGCCGAUCAGCCAGUGUGAGCCCCACCAGGCACUCUUCCAACACGCUUCCCAUCCCCAAGAAGGGCACAGUGGAGACCAAGACAGUGACGGCCAGCUCCCAGUCAGUGUCCGGCACCUACGAUGCAACUCUCCUCGAUGUCAACCUUCCCUCCCACAUGUGGUCCUCCACCUUGCCAGCAGGGUCCUCCCUGGGGACCUAUCACAACAACAUGACCACCACCCAGAGCUCAUCCCUCCUCAACACCAACGCUUAUUCCUCAGGAUCAGUCUUUGGACUUCCGAAUAACAUGGCAUCCUGCUCCCCCACUCUGCACCCUGGACUCAGCACCUGCUCCUCAGUGUUUGGUAUGCAGAACAACCUGGCCCCCAGCUCGACUGCCUUGUCCCAUGGUACCACCACCACCUCCACAGCCUAUGGUGUGAAGAAAAACAUGCCCCAGAGUUCUGCCACUGUGAGCACCGGCAUGUCCACCUCUGCGGCCUGCACCACAAGUGUGCAGAAUGAAGACCUCAUGCACAAGGAUUGCAAGUUCCUAAUCCUGGAGAAAGACAACUCGCCUGCCAAGAAGGAGAUGGAGCUACUGAUCAUGACCAAGGACAGUGGAAAGGUCUUCACAGCCUCCCCUGCCAGUGUCACAGCAACUUCUUUCUCAGAUGACACCCUGAAAAAGGAAAAGCAAGCUGCCUACACUGCUGACACCCACCUAAUAGCAGAAGCAAAUGGCAAUGCGAAGACUGCUCCCACAAAGGGCAAAGUUACCUCUGCAGAGAACUAUGGCUACAAGCAUGGAGGAGGCAGCAGCGGAAGUGGCGGUGUUGUUGGUGGUGGAGGUGGGGGUCCGUGGGGGGCAGCCCCUGCCUGGUGCCCCUGCGGCUCCUGCUGCAGCUGGUGGAAAUGGCUGCUGGGCCUGCUGCUGACCUGGCUGCUGCUGCUUGGUUUGCUCUUCGGCCUCAUUGCUCUGGCGGAGGAGGUGAGGAAGCUGAAGGCACGUGUGGACGAGCUGGAGCAGCACAGCAGCAGAGUGCUGCUGUUUGAUGAGAAGGCAGAGCAGAUCCAGAAGGAUCGGCUGCUGGGAGAUGCGCACAGGGUGGGAACAGCCGGACUGGACGGUGAUGGUCAGGAGGCCCUGUGGCUCUUCGUGAGGAACAAGCUCAUGACAGAACAAAAAAAUGGAAAUCUCCUGGGAAGCCCUGGGCCAAAAGGUGACAUGGGAAGUCAAGGCCCUAAAGGGGACCGAGGACUGCCUGGGACUCCAGGUGCCCCUGGGCUACUGGGACAUCCAGGUCCUGAAGGACCAAAAGGACAAAAGGGCAGUGUGGGAGAACCUGGCAUGGAGGGACCUCUGGGUCAGAGAGGGCGAGAAGGGCCCAUGGGACCUCGCGGUGAACCUGGACCUCCUGGCUUUGGAGAGAAAGGAGACAGAGGAGCUUCUGGUGAACCUGGCGUUCCGGGCCCACCUGGUAUCCCAGGUUCUCCGGGUCCCAAAGGUUCCAGUGGUUUUCCUGGCCCUCGGGGGGCCCCAGGUCCCCAAGGGAUCCAAGGUGAAUUGGGGCUCCCUGGAGUCAAAGGUGACAAAGGACCAAUAGGACCACCAGGACCCAAAGGUGACCAUGGUGAGAAAGGAUCCCGAGGCCUCACAGGCCAGUCUGGCUUGAGAGGUUUGCCUGGUGCUAUGGGAGAACCAGGGGCCAAAGGAGCAAUGGGACCCCCUGGCCCUGAUGGACUCCAGGGUCAAAGAGGUGAACAAGGUCAUACAGGGAUGCCUGGAACCCGUGGCCCACCAGGCCCUGCUGGCGACCCAGGGAAGCCAGGUCUCACUGGACCCCAAGGACCUCAGGGGCUUCCUGGGUCUCCCGGGCAACCAGGGACUAAAGGUGAACCAGGAGCUCCAGGAAAAAUUAUGACUUCAGAGGGAGCAUCGACCAUCACUGUCCCAGGUCCCCCGGGACCUCCUGGAGACAUGGGACCACCAGGACCUCCAGGUGUUCCAGGUCCUGUCGGCCCAGCUGGUCUCCCAGGACAGCAAGGCCCACGAGGGGAGCGAGGACUAUCCGGCGACUCAUUCUUGAGCAGCAGCACCUCCAUCUCAGAGGUGCUGGCCGCCCAGGGUCUUGAUUUACGAGGUCCCCCAGGCCCACCUGGGCCACGUGGGCCACCAGGACCAGCCAUUCCAGGCCCACCAGGACCCCGAGGCCCUGCAGGGGAAGGCUUGCCAGGCCCACCAGGCCCACCAGGAUCAUCUCUGUCCAGCUCAGAGACCUUCUUCUCUGGCCCUCCAGGCCCCCCAGGCCCCCCAGGCCCCAAGGGAGACCCAGGCGAGCAAGGCCUUCCAGGCUUCUCCUCAGGUUCCAGCAACUUCAACCUGCAGGGACCACCAGGCCCACAGGGACCUAAGGGUGACAAAGGUGAUCCUGGUGUCCCAGGAGCUCCUGGCAUUCCUGGUGGUCUGGCUCAAGGGGGAUCUUCGAGCUCCCUGUUCCUUCAGGGCCCACCAGGUCCCCCGGGACCUCCAGGACCUCCAGGCUCCAUCAGCAGCUCCGGCCUGGAGAUUCAACAGUACAUCUCUGAUUACAUGCAGAGUGACAGCAUUAGGUCUUACCUCUCUGGAGUUCAGGGGCCCCCAGGCCCACCUGGCCCCCCCGGACCUGUCACCUCCAUCACAGGGGAGACUUUCAACUACUCAGAGCUGGCCAGCCUUGUCGUGAGCUACUUGCAGACCUCGGGGUAUAGCAUCAGCUCCUCGUCAUCAUCCAUCUCCUCUCAGGACAUCCUGGCUGCACUGCAGAGGGAUGAGGUGCGGCAGUAUCUGCGACAGUACAUGGCCGGCCUGCAGGGGGGCUCUGGGCCAGUGGGAGCUGGCGGGGAGUGGCUGCUACAGUCCCUGGACUACUCGGAGCUGAGCAACCGUAUCCUCAGCUACAUGUCCAGUGCAGGAGUCAGCAUUGGGCUGCCUGGGCCCCCAGGGCCCCCUGGCUUGCCGGGAACAUCCUAUGAGGAGCUCCUCUCCCUGCUCCAAGGGUCUGAUUUCCGUGGCAUCGUUGGCCCACCAGGCCCUCCUGGGCCUCCAGGGCUCCCAGGCAGCACAUGGUCCAGCAUCAGCGUGGAGGACCUCUCCUCGUACCUGCAUAUGGCUGGCUUGUCAUCCAUCCCAGGCCCUCCAGGCCCUGCUGGUCCUCCUGGUCCCCAGGGCCCUCGAGGGCCUCCGGGGGUCUCAGCAGCUCUGGCCACUUAUGCAGCUGAAAACAGUGACAGCUUCCGGAGUGAGCUGAUCAGCUACCUGACAAGUCCCGAUGUCCGAAGCUUCAUCGUCGGCCCCCCAGGCCCCCCAGGCCCCCAGGGGCCCCCUGGAGACAGCCGCCUGGUGUCCAUGGAUGGCUCAUACAGCCAGGGGAGCAGAUCGUCCUCCCACAGCUCAUCAGCCAGCAGGGACUCCUCCUACAGCACUUCCAUGGGCAUCGGAGGAGCCAGCGCUGGCUCCCUGGGUGAAGGGGGUGCCUUUGGCCUGGGCCUGGGCCGAGGCUAUGGGGCAGCAGAAGGUGGCCUGUAUGGUGGCAAUGGCGAAUCGUUCGGGGCUGGUUAUGCUGGAGGUCUGGAUUACAAUGAGCUGGCUGUUCGGGUAUCGGAGAGCAUGCAGCGCCAGGGUCUGCUGCAGGGGCUGGGCUAUGCUGUCCAGGGCCCACCAGGCCGGCCUGGGCCCCAAGGGCCCCCUGGCAUCAGCAAGGUCUUCUCUGCCUAUAGCAAUGUGACUGAGGACCUCAUGGACUUCUUCCGAACUUAUGGAACCAUUCCAGGACCCCCUGGACAGAAGGGAGAGAUGGGCAUCCAAGGACUCCAAGGUGAGCGGGGACCUGCUGGACCACCAGGUCGACCUGGGCCACAGGGCCCUCGAGGACAAAAGGGAGAAAAAGGAGACAGAGGUGACCAAGUCUACUCUAGGAGAAGAAAGAGAAAUGUUGCCAUCAAGCCUUGAGUGGUCUUUGGCAGGACAGCACCCUGGAUCAGUUCCAGCAAUGACUUAUGGCAGUGAAAGCCAGAACCUCUAAAACAUGUGAUCAAGCAUCUAUAGCCAAAUAGUCAACUAGAACACCUGAUGUAGUUUGGAAAUACAUGUAUGAGAAAGGGAGACAGGACAACCAAGGAAACACAGUCUGAAAGAGCUUCCUUGGGUGGGAAGAGUAGUUGUAGAAUGAGACCUACUUCUCUGCUAUCUGACCCUGACUGAGCUCCUUGGCUUCUUUAACAUUGACUCCAAACCCCAGCCUAGGAAAGACAGUUACAUAAAUAUUAACUCAAAGAGUAAUGAGACUUGAAGAUGGAAGCUGGGGGUGGGCUUGUAUCCUGGUUACUGCCACGAGAUUGGACAACCAGCUCCUUUCUCUCCUGUUCACCCUGCACUCUCUAGUCACAGAAGCAACUCUUGCAACAGAAACAAUUAAGACAUUCACUUCCCCUUAAGGUGGUGAUAGGGCUACUAGUAGUUAUUUAUCACUGCAUAUCAUGUUCCCAAAUGCUUAGAAAGUUUGACUGCAGGUAUGAUUUGUAUCGCUAGGUCUGUGCUAUUAUAUAGAUAUUAUAGUGAACUAGACUACAGCAAAGGAUGAAAGGGAGGAGAGGGAAAGAUGUCACUUCUGUUCCGCACUUAGGAAAUGGCAGGGGAGACUGAGAGCUGUUUUAAAGCACUUUCAAUGUCUAAAGGCAUUUGUGUGGUCUGUUAGAUGAAAAGUCAUUUCAACUGUAAGACUUGCAAUUAAAGAGUUUUUUUUCUUAA